This is a messenger RNA of Knipowitschia caucasica, 1731 nucleotides long. The record is from the annotation of a GenBank genome assembly. Lineage: Eukaryota; Metazoa; Chordata; Actinopteri; Gobiiformes; Gobiidae.
AUGACGGCAGGAGCAGAGGAGGUGAAGUGGAAGCCUCUCGGGCCAGAACCUCCACUGCCGGGCCAUAAACAGCUCCAUUACAGAGACUUUCAGGUCCAAAUGCGUCACGUACUGUGUCCUUUGGAAACUCUCUCCCCCUCCAUCUCUGGAACUCUCUCCCCUUCCAUCUCUGGAACUCUCUCCCCCUCCAUCUCUGGAACUCUCUCCCCCUCCAUCUCUGGAACUCUCUCCCCCUCCAUCUCUGGAACUCUCUCCCCCUCCAUCUCGGGAACUCUCUCCCCCCUCCAUCUCGGGAACUCUCUCCCCCUCCAUCUCUGGAACUCUCUCCCCCUCCAUCUCUGGAACUCUCUCCCCCUCCAUCUCUGGAACUCUCUCCCCCUCCAUCUCAGAAACUCUCUCCCCCUCCAUCUCUGGAACUCUCUCCCCCCCAUCUCUGGAACUCUCUCCCCCUCCAUCUCAGAAACUCUCUCCCCCUCCAUCUCAGAAACUCUCUCCCCCUCCAUCUAUGGAACUCUCUCCCCCUCCAUCUCAGAAACUCUCUCCCCCUCCAUCUCUGGAACUCUCUCCCCUUCCAUCUCUGGAACUCUCUCCCCCUCCAUCUCAGAAACUCUCUCCCCCUCCAUCUCAGAAACUCUCUCCCCCUCCAUCUCUGGAACUCUCUCCCCCUCCAUCUCUGGAACUCUCUCCCCCUCCAUCUCAGAAACUCUCUCCCCCUCCAUCUCAGAAACUCUCUCCCCCUCCAUCUCUGGAACUCUCUCCCCCUCCAUCUCAGAAACUCUCUCCCCCUCCAUCUCUGGAACUCUCUCCCCUUCCAUCUCUGGAACUCUCUCCCCCUCCAUCUCAGAAACUCUCUCCCCCUCCAUCUCAGAAACUCUCUCCCCCUCCAUCUCAGAAACUCUCUCCCCCUCCAUCUCAGAAACUCUCUCCCCCUCCAUCUCUGGAACUCUCUCCCCCUCCAUCUCUGGAACUCUCUCCCCCUCCAUCUCUGGAACUCUCCCCCUCCAUCUCUGGAACUCUCCCCCUCCAUCUCUGGAACUCUCUCCCCCUCCAUCUCUGGAACUCUCUCCCCCUCCAUCUCAGAAACUCUCUCCCCCUCCAUCUCAGAAACUCUCUCCCCCUCCAUCUCUGGAACUCUCUCCCCUUCCAUCUCAGAAACUCUCUCCCCCUCCAUCUCAGAAACUCUCUCCCCCUCCAUCUCUGGAACUCUCUCCCCCUCCAUCUCAGAAACUCUCUCCCCCUCCAUCUCUGGAACGCUCUCCCCCUCCAUCUCAGAAAGUCUCUCCCCCUCCAUCUCUGGAACUCUCUCCCCCUCCAUCUCAGAAACUCUCUCCCCCUCCAUCUCUGGAACUCUCUCCCCCUCCAUCUCAGAAACUCUCUCCCCCUCCAUCUCUGGAACUCUCUCCCCCUCCAUCUCAGAAACUCUCUCCCCCUCCAUCUCUGGAACUCUCUCCCCCUCCACCUCAGAAACUAUCUCCCCCUCCAUCUCUGGAACUCUCUCCCCCUCCAUCUCAGGAACUCUCUCCCCCUCCAUCUCUGGAACUCUCUCCCCCUCCAUCUCAGAAACUCUCUCCCCCUCCAUCUCAGAAACUCUCUCCCCCUCCAUCUCUGGAACUCUCUCCCCCUCCAUCUCUGGAACUCUCUCCCCCUCCAUCUCAGAAACUCUCUCCCCCUCCAUCUCUGGAACUCUCUCCCCCUCCAUCGCAGGAACUCUCUCCCCCUCCAUCUCUGUAA